Acanthopagrus latus (yellowfin seabream) is the source of this 3668-nucleotide messenger RNA. RefSeq names its product cyclic nucleotide gated channel subunit alpha 3a (gene cnga3a). NCBI's taxonomy places the organism in Eukaryota, Metazoa, Chordata, Actinopteri, Spariformes, Sparidae. Gene Ontology annotation, biological process: monoatomic cation transmembrane transport. Gene Ontology annotation, cellular component: plasma membrane; intracellular cyclic nucleotide activated cation channel complex. The record is from RefSeq and is a predicted model, not a curated record. The transcript is spliced from 12 exons. Gene Ontology annotation, molecular function: intracellularly cAMP-activated cation channel activity; intracellularly cGMP-activated cation channel activity; cGMP binding. The coding region runs from base 1031 to 3265 and encodes 744 amino acids.
AUAUUCACAUGGCGGCCAUUUUCCUCUCACAAGAAGUUCGAUGUCAAAUGUUGUGCUGCUGUGUUCCUGGUUGCAAGUUGUGUACACACAGGGGAUCUGACAGGUUAUCAUUCAACUGCCUCCUGAUUGAUCAGUCGCUUAAAAGACAACUGUUGAUCAAAAUCUGGAGGGACAUCCAGCCAUAUUUCAAGGUAAAAAAACCCCCCUCAUAAUCAAUAAUGCAGUAGCUAUUGUUAGACAACAGCUAACGUUAGCACUGAAGCGCUCCCUAGCUAACAUGACAAUAAUAUUGUAACAUACUAUACUAUAAUCAAUUACUAAAUUACAACACACAUCUUUGACACAUUUAUCUAAGCCUGGCAGUUAAAACACACUGUUUGUAAUCAAUGGUAAUGUUAGCGAGGAAGCGGUUUAAUGCUAACGUUAGCUAAUGGGUUAGCAAACAUGUUGUUUCAGCUUGAAAUAUGACUCAGUGUCCCUCCAGAUUUUCACUAUCAAUCCUCUUUUGUUGCUGAUCAAUCAGGAACAGGUGAUUGUCAGAUUCUCUACGUUUAGGUGAGCGGCAACAUGGAACACAGCAGCAUAACGUUAUCCUUGCGUUGAGCGCGAAGAUGAGAUAAAAUGGCCGCCGCGUAAAGAAAUCAGUCAAGUAAAAUUAAGCUACAUAUUUGCUUGUUUUGAAGAAAAAUGGUACAACAUUAUCAGAUUAUUUUAUAGCGACACAUGGACAUGUAGGGCGACUUUUCCAAGUGGAGUGUCUAAACAGAGGUGCAGUGUCAGUCAGCUGUGUCAGUCUGUGACUUGUGGACGCUGAUGGCAGCUGAUGCUCUCCUCCCUCCUCCCGUCUGAUCUGAUCUGGGACCUGUCAGUCGCUCCUCUCCUCGUCCAGAUCACAGGAUGGACAAACGCGGUGGAUAAUUUCUGAUGGGAAUAUACAGAAGCGAUCAGAGGGGAACUGCUCGUUUGGUCGGAUCACGAAACUCAGCGUGAAGAAGCUUCAGAACAGGCCAGCAGAGCCGGACACGACAACAUGGCAAAAGUCUGCAGUGAAAAGACGUUUUUAACCAGACAGCGGUUGUCCACAAACACACCCGAUGAGGAGCUGGCUGUCAUUGAAAAUGGGGACAGCAGGGUUCACUCUCUUUGUGGGGACAACUGUGAGACGGCGCUGUCCUCAGAGACCCACAGAGGCUCAUUUACAGGUGCUGGGGCCAUGGCCAGGCUCUCUUAUUUCUUCUUCAUGCUGUGGAACUGGGCGUCUCACAGAGAGAACCGCCAAACAGAGAGACACGACUCUUUCCUCGAGCGCUUCAGAGGCCCCGAGCUCAAAGACGUCUCCAGUCGAGAGAGCAAUGCCCAGUCCGUGGGCCUCAACGACACGGUCCGAAAGAGAAAUCAAAUAGAUAAGUGGCCGCUAGCUGCUUACAACAUGAAUAACUGCAACAACACAGACGACAAAAAAGAGGAAAUCAAAAAAGAAGAGAAGAAGGAGGAGAAGAAAGAUGAGGAGAAGAAAGACGAGGAGAAGAAAGACGGGGACAAGAAGGAGGAGGAGAAGAAGGACGAGAAGAAGGACGAGAAGAAAGACGAGAAGAAAGACGAGAAGAAAGAUGAUAAGAAGGAUGAUAAGAAAGAUGAUAAAAAGAAAGAGGAGCCACCGAAGGAAAUCUGGAUUAUGGAUCCAGCCGCGGAUCAGUACUACAGAUGGCUGACCGUCAUCGCAGGCCCGGUGUUUUAUAACCUGAUGAUGAUUGUAACGAGAUCCUGUUUUAACGAACUCCAAGACACGUAUACAAAACUGUGGAUAGUCUUGGACUACACCUCGGACUUGAUCUACUACGCAGACACAUUUGUCAGAUCGAGAACAGGUUAUCUGGAACAAGGUCUGCUGGUGAAAGAUGCUGGAAAACUGAGGAGUAAAUACAGAACGACGUCGCAGUUCAAAUACGACAUGAUCUCGAUGAUACCCACCGAUCUGCUGUUUUUGAAAUUCGGAUUAAACAACCCGGAGUUCAGAUUUAACCGUCUUUGCAAAAUCUCGAGGCUCUUUGAGUUCUUCGAGCGGACUGAAACCAGAACCAGCUUCCCCAACAUGUUCCGUAUCAGCAAUCUCGUGCUUUACAUCCUCAUUAUUAUUCACUGGAAUGCUUGUAUGUUCUUUGCCAUUUCGAAGACCAUCGGUUUUGGAACUGACACGUGGGUUUAUCCCAACAUCAGCCACCCGGAGCACGGCCGCUUGGCCAGAAAGUACAUCUACUCCCUGUAUUGGUCCACACUGACCCUCACCACCAUCGGAGAGACGCCUCCACCAGUCAGGGAUAUUGAAUUCCUCUUUGUCAUUUCCGACUUCCUCACUGGUGUGCUGAUCUUUGCUAGUAUUGUCGGUAACGUCGGUGCCAUGAUCUCCAACAUGAACGCCUCGCGUGCAGAGUUCCAGGCGAAGAUCGACUCCAUCAAGCAGUACAUGCAGUUUCGAAAGGUCACCAAAGACCUGGAGGCCAGAGUCAUCAAGUGGUUCGACUACCUGUGGACCGAGAAGAAGACCUGCGACGAGAAGGAAGUGUUGAAGAACCUUCCGGACAAGCUCAGGGCUGAGAUCGCCAUCAACGUCCAUUUGGAUACGCUGAAAAAAGUGCGUAUCUUCCAAGAUUGUGAAGCCGGACUGCUGAUUGAGUUGGUGCUAAAGCUGCAGCCGCAAGUGUUCAGUCCUGGAGAUUACAUCUGUAAGAAGGGGGAUAUUGGCAGGGAGAUGUACAUCAUCAAGGAGGGUAAGCUAGCUGUGGUGGCUGAUGAUGGAGUCACUCAGUUUGUGGUGCUCAGCGACGGCGCAUACUUUGGGGAAAUCAGUAUCUUGGGUAUCAAGGGCAGUAAAGCAGGCAACAGGCGAACAGCCAACAUCAGAAGCGUGGGCUACUCUGAUCUCUUCGCCCUGUCCAAGGACGACUUGAUGGAAGCUCUCACUGAGUACCCGGAUGCCAAAAAAGCUCUGGAGGAGAAGGGGAAAGCCAUCCUGAUGAAGGACAACCUGAUCGACGAAGCGAUCGCCAACGCCGGCGCCGACCCCAAAGACGUAGAGGAGAAGAUCGUCAAACUGCAGGGCAACCUGGAUGGCAUGCAGGUCCAGUUCGCCAAGCUGAUGGCGGAGCUGACCUCCAGCCAGACGAGGAUGAAGCAGAGAGUCACAGAGAUGGAGGCCAAAGUAAAAUCCAUGCGACCCGAGGACCUGACAGAAGUGGUGGCCGACAAGGACAAAAAAGUGCAGUAACGUAAGAGAUGGACUUUACAGGAAACGAAGGUAUAUUAGACUGACACUUUUUAAAGGCCCAUGUUUAUAUCUAUUUAUACAUCCGUUUAUUAUCAUCAUAAUGUGUCAAAAUGUGUACAGUGUGUGCAGCAAAUACUUUUGUCCGACUUCAUGCUGUCAUGGAUCUACUUGAGUGUGUUGAUCAGAGGCACUCGUGUACGCACAGGAAUGGCUUUUCUUAGCCUUAGAAUAAUCAGGAUCAGUACUGACAUUUUCCGCUAAUAUAAUAUUGAUCUGUCUGUAUAUAUCCAUUUGAUACCGUAUGUGAAUGUAUAAAAUACACCCAAAUGCAGUUCUGUUAAUAAGUUAUCAGCAUACACUAUCAGUUGUAAAUGUGAUCUGUGAAUAAAGAUUAAAAUGUUCU